Rhipicephalus sanguineus (brown dog tick) is the source of this 917-nucleotide messenger RNA. Its product is annotated as elongation of very long chain fatty acids protein AAEL008004. The transcript has a single exon. NCBI's taxonomy places the organism in Eukaryota, Metazoa, Arthropoda, Arachnida, Ixodida, Ixodidae. Gene Ontology annotation, biological process: very long-chain fatty acid biosynthetic process; fatty acid elongation, saturated fatty acid; fatty acid elongation, monounsaturated fatty acid. Gene Ontology annotation, molecular function: fatty acid elongase activity. The record is from RefSeq and is a predicted model, not a curated record. Bases 87 to 917 code for a protein of 276 amino acids. Gene Ontology annotation, cellular component: endoplasmic reticulum membrane.
GUCCUCCUUCCUCGAACCACAUCUUCGUCCGGCGCGUCUCUUGCCUCUCGUCUUUUCGGACAGCUUCGUCGCGUGGCGCUGCAGCAAUGGCAUCGUUGUGGGACAAGGCUUUCUCCACGUACCAGGCUGUGGUGGCCAGCACCGACCCCCGGGUGAAGAGCUGGCCGCUCAUGGGCAGCCCGAUGACCAUGCUGUCCAUCAUCGCCGGCUACAUCUACUUCGUGAAGGUGUGGGGCCCCAACUGGAUGAAAGGCCGUGAGCCGUUCCAGAUCAAGACUGUGCUGGUCGCCUACAACCUCAUCAUGGUGGUGCUUAGCACUCUUUUCUUCAUUUUGGGCGGCUCCUACACGUACCUGGGACCGUACAACUGGUUCUGCCAACCAGUCAGUUACGGAACGGAUCCGGACUCGAUGGCCGUCACGACCUUGGGCUGGUGGUACCUGCUGAUCAAGAUGGCCGAGUUCCUGGACACCGUCUUCUUUGUGCUCACCAAGAAGUUCUCGCACAUAUCGCUGCUGCACGUGGUGCACCACUCGACCGUCGCCUGGGUCGUGUGGAUGGGCGUCAACCUCGGAGCCGGUGGCCAGAACGCCUUCUUCCCAUUCAUCAACUGCUUCGUGCACAUUGUGAUGUACACCUACUACUGCCUGACUGCCAUGGGUCCCGAGGUGCGCAAGUACCUGUGGUGGAAGCGUUACCUCACCCAGUUCCAGAUGGCCCAGUUCGUUGUCGGCUUUCUGCACGCCUCCAUUCCCGUCUUCUACGACUGUGGCUUCCCUCCCUACUUCGCGUACAUCCUCAUGGGUGAGGCCGUCAUGCUGUUCUUCUUGUUCCGUAGCUUCUACAACAGGAAUUACAAGCCUUUUCCGAUGGCGCGCAGCCUGCAGCAGCGAAACGGUCACGUGAAGACAGCCUAA